GGAGCCACCCCGCCACUCUCAAACUUGCUGCGCGACGCCCUGCCCCGACCACACCCCCAUGGACAUGACUUCCCCGAUCCGAACGAAAUCGACGCAGAAGGAAAACCCAAAGGCAUGCCCCACGCAUGGAGUGAGUCAGCCCCGCGCACCUGUGAAGAGGAAGCCGCUGAGUACAAUCUCCGACAACGUCCAACCUCCACAAGAUGAAGGAAAGACAAUCUCAUCGAAACGACUGAAACCGUCCAGUUCUGCGGCGUGCACACCAACUUCAGACGAUUCGCGAUUGACAAUCCCGAUAGAAUGUCCAGAACGGAGAGACGAGGUCAAUCUGGCCUGGAUGGACAUGUGUUGCGCCCUCCUGCACAAGAAGCGAUCGAUGUACGCUCCUGUUGCACAACCGUCAGAUUUGAGUGACCUUUUGCUCCCCACGAUUAAGCAUGACGAGGUAAAGGAUCCGACCGCGCUCUCCGUUGAAGUGAGCGACCCAAGCCCUCCACAGACCAGUGAAGGCGAAGUGCGGGAUUUCGAUGUUACGAACGCAGCAUUGGCCCUGCACGAAAACAGUCAACCUUCAUCAACGUGCUGUGGAUGCAAAACCGGAUGCCUUAAAUUGUACUGCCGGUGUUUUUUGACGCGUGGGUUUUGUACAUCGCAAUGUACUUGUGCUUCGUGCUUAAACACCAAAGAUUCAACCCAGCGUCUGUCCGCUAUCGCGAUGCACUUGAAGAAUAACAUUCACGCGUUCCGAGUGUCGUCUUCAGCCACUUCGGUCGUUGCGAACGGGGUGACAAAGUCCUUCGAUGCAAAGUUGGCUACCAUCACCAAGUUCGUACCAAUGGUCCCCAAUGAUCAGGCGAAUGCUAUUGCGUGCCGGUGCAAAAAGUCCAAGUGUUCCAAAAAAUACUGCGACUGUUUUCAAGCUGGUAUUGCGUGUGGUCCUCGCUGCCAAUGUCGAGACUGCUGCAAUAACUCACCCAAGGAAACUAAUACUAAGCAAAUCAUCUAUGCUCAAGACACGAUCAAGGUCAUCGUGACACGCACGCCCCGUCAAGCCCCUGGCACAUCCAUCCCCAUGUUCCGUGUGCACUUAUGAACUAAUUGCGAGCACUGUAACCUGUCAUUAUGCUUCCCGUG
Molecule: messenger RNA, 1134 nt
Organism: Aphanomyces invadans
Lineage: Eukaryota; Oomycota; Saprolegniomycetes; Saprolegniales; Verrucalvaceae
Exons: 3
Coding region: 59-1093 (344 amino acids)
Biological process (GO): regulation of DNA-templated transcription
Cellular component (GO): nucleus
Source: RefSeq, a predicted model, not a curated record